This is a messenger RNA of Hevea brasiliensis (rubber tree), 877 nucleotides long. RefSeq lists its product as uncharacterized. The record is from RefSeq and is a predicted model, not a curated record. Bases 111 to 842 code for a protein of 243 amino acids. Lineage: Eukaryota; Viridiplantae; Streptophyta; Magnoliopsida; Malpighiales; Euphorbiaceae. Gene Ontology annotation, molecular function: hydrolase activity. The transcript is spliced from 6 exons.
CGUCUACUUGAGUUUUCACCUCAGCUACUCUCCAUAAACCUAUCACCACCUUCUCUCUUCUGCGACCAUUUUCUCCUUCUCUCUGUGCUUCCCGCCUUCAAGUUCGUGCAAUGGCUGACUCCGCCUCUGUCCCCUUCAAGAAAAUCCAAAUCCAGAGAGACGAUACUACUUUUGAUGCAUACGUGGUGGGCAAAGAAGAUGCUCCUGGGAUUGUUGUGCUUCAAGAGUGGUGGGGUGUGGAUUUUGAGAUCAAGAACCAUGCUGUGAAAAUAUCCCAACUAGACCCUGGAUUUAAGGCUCUUAUCCCUGAUUUGUAUCGAGGAAAGGUAGGCUUGGAUGUUGCUGAAGCUCAACAUUUGAUGGAAGGUCUUGACUGGCAAGGCGCUGUUAAGGAUAUCCGUGCUUCAGUUAAUUGGCUCAAGGCUAAUGGUUCAAAGAAGGUAGGAGUUACUGGAUUUUGCAUGGGAGGUGCUCUUUCAAUUGCAAGUUCUGUUUUGGUCCCAGAGAUUGAUGCUGUUGUCGCAUUUUAUGGUGUUCCUUCAUCAGAGCUUGCAGACCCUGCGCAGGCUAAGGCACCUGUUCAGGCUCACUUUGGAGAGCUCGAUAACUUUGUUGGUUUUUCAGAUGUGACAGCUGCUAAGGCUUUAGACGAAAAGCUGAAGGCAUCAGGAAUUCCUUGUGAGGUACACAUUUAUCCUGGCAAUGCACACGCUUUCAUGAACAGGUCUAAAGAAGGCAUUGAGAGGGGAAAGAGCAUGGGAAUGCCUGAUGGGGAUGAAGCAGCAGUUGAGCUAGCAUGGUCUCGCUUUAAAAGCUGGAUGACUCGCUACUUAUCUGCAUAAAUGAUUGGCAACGACAUGAUGCAGGGUCUGGUGAA